UCGAGCUGGGAAAAGCGUGCGCGCCACGCGCGCUUCUGGUGUUACAAUUAUCAAACAAAUUAAAAGAACCCGUGGGUGACGGCGCGAUUACAAAAAAAAUCGGCUCGUCAUCGUGAUACGGUAAUUUAACGGAAGAAGAGGAGUAUUAUCCGUACGGGUGUGCGCGCUUGCGUGUGUCUAUAUACAUACAUACAUACAUAUACGUAUCGGUAAGCAAUCGAGAGAGAGAGAGAGAUCGGCAAGGGAGCGGGGCGGCGGUGUUUUGCAACAAAGUGAAGGUGGAGUGCCGAGAUAUCGCGAGGGCAGCGGAGAAGACGGAAUUAAUACAGGCAUGCACGCGAGGUGCGGGCCUGGUGGCUACCUGCAGGGCCUAGCGCCCGAUGGCAUCCGCAGCCGAUAGCUGACGACUGUCAAGAAAAGAGGAUGAUACUUUACACGUUUUGCGCCGCUCGAUGCUAGUCGCGGGAAAAAAAAAAAAAAAAAAAAAAUUACAAGGAGCAACGGACUUCUCCUGCUUUCUCGCACGCUCUGUUUCAUACCGAUUUUCCGUUGGCGUUACAUCUACGCGCGUGAGUGUACGUGCAACGAGUGCCGCUAUAUAAGUUUUGCACUUGGUGUUGGGUAUAUACCCGCCAGCCUACGGAUCUAAAGAAAAUUACCACCGACACGUACCUAUACUUACAAUAUUGCAAUAGAUGGUGUACAGCGGUUUUCAAGCAUAACUAAAUACACACGUAUAUUUGCUCUCGCUCCUUGUGGAUUUCGCGCGUUUAACAUUAUUAUAUAGUUAUGCAGUGUCCAUUGGUUUAAGAAGAGCAUAGUAAUAAUUAUACCAAUUACAAGAAGGAGAAGAUAAAAGCCGAUAUUCACAAUGGAGAAACCGGUGAUGCUGCCUUGGCUGAUGGUGUUGCUCGUGCACUUGGCGCGGCCCGGCGUGCAAGGUUUGUCGACGAUAGCCAGCGAGGAGGAGUUCCUGAGCAACGGGGCAGCACCGGCCGAGCAGAUGUCGGGUUGUUACUUCUCGGCAAAGUACCAGGGCGAGUUCGUGAUGCAGGUGCCGAGGGACGAGCCGGUUAAACGCCGGGCCGAGGACGAGCCACCCGUGCGAUACGCAGCCCUGAACAUAACCUUCAACGCCAUACCCGCCUGGGGCUACUGCUACCGCAGGAUCGACGACAAAGUUCUACUGAGGGACAGGUACGCGCGAGGGGGCUACGACCACUGUAUCCGAUGCUUCAGGCUGGCGCGGCGCUCGGCCAACGUCAUCGAGGUCUUCUCGCAGAGCCUGGACAGGUGUUACGCCAACGAGAGCCUCGCCGUGGCCUCCUGCCAACACCUCGACGUCAGCUCCAUCCUCUACCGUACGCUCGACGUGGGCGACGAGCCGGUGAGGAACGAGUUUUGUCCGCUGUCGGGCAAGUACCGGUACAAGUACAGCGUGAACUACGAGUACGGGGCCCUCGAGCACAACAGCGCCGAGACGAGGGACGAGUGCACCUCGUUCUCCUCGGACGUCGACAACUGCCCGAACGGCUCGAUUCUUAAUUUUCGCUUCCGGCGGUGCACCUUCGAGGACCACGACGCGACCUUCGAGUGCCUGGGCAGUUGGCCGGCUUCCCCGGGCGCGAGAGCGAGCAGCGACCCGCUCAGGUACGUGGCAUUUCUGGACAGCAGGGGCUCAACGAGUUUUUCUGGGCCCGCCAAACGCAGACGGCCGAGGUAUCGCUGCGGGUUGUAUCACGUCGACAGCAAAACAGGGAAAACGUAUCUGACGUUGAGCAGCGACUCGAGCUGCUCGGCGAACCUGCACAACUCGACCAGCGGCUACGAGAGCCUCGUCCUCAGCAAGACGACGACGCAGAAGAAGAUGCCGGACUACGUCAUCGAUAACUUGAACACGUUUCCCAGAUGGGCGCAGGGCGAGUGGGAGGAGACGCUCAUAGUCAACGGGACGAUGACGUUCAACGACUUGAACGGCUACAAGAGUUUUACCUUCGUCACCGUAGACUCGAACGACCAGGACGGUCGGUACAUCGUUUUCUUCCGAGACCAAUGCGAACAAGAAGCCUACUCGUGCAUGGUAAUGAAGCAGCGCAGCGAGAACGUUUUGGAGUUCAUGACAGUGACGUCCUCGAGUCCGGUGUACCAGCCGUAUCUGUGCAACAACACGAGCCGACUGCUGGACCACGCGGUCUGGUGGACCCUGGCCAGGCUCGAGCCCAGCGAGUCGGCUUGCCCGAUAACGGGCCAGUACAUCGGCCAGAUAACGGACGUGCCGGGCACGUGCGCCGAGCUCAGCAGCAACUGCUACACGAGGCAGAUCAUGUACUACAAGGUCUACGGCUGCGAGACCGGCGAGCUCUUCGAAGAGAGGACGUACCUGUGUCUGGGCCAGUGGGAGGAAAAGGGCCUGACGUACACGUACACCAUGAGGAACGACACGAAGACGCACGAGUGCUUCGUGGGAGCGAUCGUCAGCGACGACGAGAUCUACAUAAAGGAGGCCGGCGACUACUGCUUGAGAACCAUCGACCCGAGGACGGAGGGCAUGCGGCUGUACAAGAACGGCGAGUGUUACGGUAACUCGUCGAGCCCGGCCCCGACGAUACCCACGAAAACAACGACCCGACUGUCCACGGUCUCGAUCACGACGCCCGUGAGGACCGUGUCGUCGACGACCGUGCGGACGACUGUCACCACGAGGACGAGGGGCUUUGUCCUAGGGUCGUUCACCACGACUACGACGACGACGACGACGUCCGAAAGAACGACGAGUUUGAAAUCAUCGACAGAUUCGGUCAGAGUGAACGGAUCGGCGAUUGCGACGCUGUUACUCGUCGUUUGCCUACUCAAUCGGCAGCUCCUUUGGUUUUACGCAUCAAGAGAAUGAUGUGAUGACAAUAAUCGUGAUCAACGAAUCAACCAUUGACGGUUACAGGGAGGACGGGGAUUUGUUGAAAAAUCUCGCGUCGCCCUGGCGUACUCUUUAAGGCCCU
Molecule: messenger RNA, 2996 nt
Organism: Copidosoma floridanum
Lineage: Eukaryota; Metazoa; Arthropoda; Insecta; Hymenoptera; Encyrtidae
Source: RefSeq, a predicted model, not a curated record